AUGGAGGAGCCAGUUUACACACAUUGGAAGGCAUUGAAGCGAAUUCUGAGGUACAUCCAAGGAACAGUGUCACUUGGGAUGUUUUACUCGAAUUCAGAGAAAUACAAGUUGGUUGGUUACUCUGAUAGUGAUUGGUGCGGAGACAUAGACGAUCAAAAAAGCACUUCUGGAUAUGUGUUCUUCAUGGGAAAUACUGCAUUCACUUGGCUUUCUAAAAAGCAGCCAAUAGUAACACUUUCGACAUGUGAAGCAGAAUAUGUAGCAGCAUCCUGGUGUGUUUGUCAUGCAAUAUGGCUCAGAAGAUUGAUGAGUAAAAUGGAACUAGAACAGAAAGAUGCUACAAUAAUACAAGUUGACAACAGGUCAUCAAUUGAGUUAGCAAAGAAUCCAGUAAACCAUGAAAGGAGCAAACACAUUGACGUUCGUUUUCACUUUAUUCGAGAACACGUGAAGGAAGGAAGUGUCGAAUUGAAGCAUGUAGCAAGUAAGGACCAAGCAGCAGACAUUUUCACAAAACCACUAUCAAAAGAAAUCUUCGACAGAGGGAAGAAAUUGAUAGGCAUGAUGAAUAGAAGAAACAUUUAA
Messenger RNA from Lathyrus oleraceus (garden pea), 585 nucleotides. RefSeq names its product secreted RxLR effector protein 161-like. The transcript has a single exon. Bases 1 to 585 code for a protein of 194 amino acids. Lineage: Eukaryota; Viridiplantae; Streptophyta; Magnoliopsida; Fabales; Fabaceae. The record is from RefSeq and is a predicted model, not a curated record.